CGCCGCUCUGGCUGCUGGGUCGUGGCGCUGCGCCGCGGCCUGGCUCGGCUCGGCUCGGCUCCUGCCCGCACAACCUCGGCGGCCCCCAGGGGAGGGGACCGGAGAGAAGAGGAGAGGAAGGGAGAGGAGGGCAGCGGGGUCCGCCCCGCCGGCUUCAGCUCCCUCACGCCGCGUCGGGCCGCGCUCCGGCCGCCUCAGCCGCCGCCAUGACCACGGAGGACGAGAUCAUCCGCAUCGCCAAGAAGAUGGACAAGAUGGUGCAGAAGAAGAACGCGGCUGGAGCUCUUGAUUUAUUGAAGGAGCUUAAGAAUAUUCCCAUGACCCUUGAGUUGUUACAGUCUACCAGGAUUGGAAUGUCAGUGAAUGCGAUACGCAAGCAAAGCACAGAUGAAGAAGUCACAUCUUUAGCAAAGUCUCUUAUCAAGUCUUGGAAGAAGCUGUUAGAUGGACCUUCAACUGAUAAAGAUUCUGAAGAAAAGAAGAAGGAGCCUGCAUCUUCCUCACAGAACAGCCCUGAAGCAAGAGAAGAAAGCAGUUCAAGUAGCAAUUCCAGCAGCAGGAAGGAGGAGGGUAGCACUCCCUCAAAUUCUUUCAUCCCUUCUUUUCCCCGGGCUCCAAGCACUUCGGAUUCUGUACGAGUGAAGUGUAGAGAAAUGCUCUCUGCAGCUCUCAGAACAGGAGAUGACUACAUUGCUAUUGGUGCUGAUGAGGAAGAGCUGGGUUCUCAGAUUGAAGAAGCUAUUUUUCAAGAAUUAAAAAACACUGAUAUGAAAUACAAAAAUAGGGUACGGAGUAGGAUAGCAAAUCUCAAGGAUGCGAAGAAUCCUAACCUAAGGAAAAACGUGUUAUGUGGGAACAUUCCUCCUGACAAGUUUGCCAAAAUGACAGCAGAGGAAAUGGCAAGUGAUGAGCUGAAAGAAAUGCGCAAAAAUCUGACCAAAGAAGCUAUCAGAGAGCACCAGAUGGCUAAAACGGGAGGUACCCAAACUGAUCUGUUUACGUGUGGCAAGUGCAAAAAGAAGAACUGUACAUACACCCAGGUUCAAACCCGCAGCGCUGAUGAACCCAUGACAACGUUUGUGGUCUGUAAUGAAUGUGGAAACAGAUGGAAGUUCUGUUAGAAGAAGAAGAAAUUGUCAAGACAUCUGGACCAGUAUGAAAGAGGAUUUUUGUAAUUAGCUUUAAAAACUAGGCUAAGCAUCUAGCUUCCUGCAAACGCGAGGGGUUUUCGGUUUGUUUCUUUUUUUUUUCUUUUUUUUUUUUUUUUUUAAAGCAGCAUACAUGCCUGAAAUUAGCCUUUGUUUUGACACAACCAUCAUUUCCUUAACUGCCUUCCUUCUAGCUGAUAGUCAGUAGGGCCAGGUCGCUCAAUUGUAUGGUGAAUGUUAAAAUAUUUUUUCAUUUUUAUAAGUAAGUUGACAUUAAACUUUUACCAAUUAAACAUUUUGGGAAUUGGCUUGUUUUUUUCUAACGAUGUGAAUAAUGUACUAUAUUUUUUGUGGUCUGAAACAUACAUGCUCCUCCCACAUGUAUUUUAUCUCUCCAUAUUUGUGCAGUUGUAAGAAUGAAAUUUGCUUCUUGCUGCUGUGUUCACUAGUUUUGCGAAGAGAAAAGGCAUCUAACUUCAUCUAAUUACAUUAAACUCGGUUGUUAACUAAAUCAUAAUUUAGUUAACUCUCUAGUUUGUGCAUACUGUUUCUGAAUUGGGACUCAAUUUAUGGUCGUGGGGUUUGGAAAUUUAUUAGUGGAUGCCAUGACCUCUAUUGCAGUGGUUGGUUAAGCUUGUUUAUGUAACCAGCUUUGAUCAAUGCACUAUAUUUUAUUGCCCAAAUAAUGUAUUUUACAUUUUAUCAGUAAGUGUUAUUUCUAGGAAUGUCUUAAAAUAAUCACUUAAACCUGAUUUGAGUGUCCAGUUUUGCUUAAUGUGCCUGACAACCGAGUAACCCAUUCAUCACCAUAUGAACUGCCUGGGGACUUAAUAUUAAAUUCGCUUCAUAUAAAUGACAUUAAUUUUGUCAAAAACUGGGUUUUGAGAUGUAGAAUAUCCGAUGUCAAUCAUGGACCUGAAGGUGAGAAUAAAUUAUUAAAC
This is a messenger RNA of Calidris pugnax (ruff), 2089 nucleotides long. It is a transcript of the gene TCEA1, whose product is annotated as transcription elongation factor A (SII), 1. Gene Ontology annotation, biological process: transcription elongation by RNA polymerase II; DNA-templated transcription; positive regulation of transcription by RNA polymerase II. Gene Ontology annotation, molecular function: zinc ion binding; nucleic acid binding. Gene Ontology annotation, cellular component: nucleus. Lineage: Eukaryota; Metazoa; Chordata; Aves; Charadriiformes; Scolopacidae. Bases 207 to 1121 code for a protein of 304 amino acids. The transcript is spliced from 11 exons. The record is from RefSeq and is a predicted model, not a curated record.